Molecule: messenger RNA, 495 nt
Organism: Lacerta agilis (Sand lizard)
Lineage: Eukaryota; Metazoa; Chordata; Lepidosauria; Squamata; Lacertidae
Gene: KISS1
Product: KiSS-1 metastasis suppressor
Exons: 2
Coding region: 82-450 (122 amino acids)
Biological process (GO): positive regulation of cytosolic calcium ion concentration; G protein-coupled receptor signaling pathway
Cellular component (GO): neuron projection
Molecular function (GO): kisspeptin receptor binding
Source: RefSeq, a predicted model, not a curated record
CUUCUGCUGCAUUUUCUUCCAGCAUUUCCCCACCUGCUCUCCUUUCCUUUAUCUUUCCUUUCAGAUCUGCUACAUCCCAGGAUGAGCCUGUUCCAUUCCCCGCUGGUGCUCCUAUUACUCUUCAGCGCUCCCUUUGGAGAACCAGCUGACAGCUAUUUCCUUCUUAAGGACUCCUGGCAUACAGGGGAACUUUCCAAAAACAGUGCCAAGCCAAGCCACUGGGCUGAUGCCAUCCCAUGUCCACAAAGGAAGUCCGCACCACCUUUUCUGGGCAAGUGGCAGGAGCAGCAGCGACAGCAAGGGAUGCCUCCAGGGAAGAGCAGAGUUGUCUCCGUCCCACAGGGGGCCUUGCUGGUGGAACGGGAGAAUGACCUCUCCACCUACAACUGGAACUCCUUCGGUUUAAGAUAUGGCAAGAGACAAGCGUUGCAAGCAAAGGAGAAAUUAUGAAAGUGCGGGGCUGCCAUAGCCAAGUAUGGUGGUCUGGAGGGAGAC